UCUGCGGAGUUAGGACGAAGCGGAUUGGCCCGCGAGGGGAAACGCCGCUCGUCUCGGUGCCUUGAGGCGGCUGAAGGGGGGGUGGGGGCUCUGCCGCUCGGCCGUUGAGGGCACGCGGGGUGAGGCAGAGGCCCGGUCCGGUCCGGUGGGGAGCAUGUCUGCGGCCGACGGAGAGGGCUGGGACGGCAACGGGCAGCGAAGAGGGGGCAGUGGCGACGGGCCGGCCGCUCAGGCCCCCUCCGGGGGUCUCCUCAACCGCUUCGUCCGUCUCCCGCCCGGCCCGGGACGCGCCGGCCACCGAGUGCCGCCAGCCCGAAGCGGCCACCGCUGCGUGGCAGACAAUGCCAACCUCUACGUCUUUGGAGGGUACAAUCCUGACUACGAUGAAUCUGGAGGGCCGGAGAACGAAGAUUACCCGCUGUUCCGGGAGCUCUGGCGAUACAACUUUGCUACUGGCACCUGGCAUCAGAUGGGCACUGAGGGCUACAUGCCUCGCGAGUUGGCAUCCAUGUCGCUCGUGCUGCACGGCAAUAACCUCUUGGUCUUUGGCGGCACCGGCAUCCCCUUUGGAGAGAGCAACGGCAACGACGUUCACGUCUGCAACGUGAGGUAUAAGCGGUGGGCCCUCUUCAAUUGCCGGGGGAAGAAGCCGAACCGCAUCUACGGGCAGGCUAUGGCCAUCAUCAACGGGUCCUUGUACGUAUUUGGAGGAACGACUGGCUAUAUCUACAGCACCGACUUGCAUAAGCUGGACCUCAACACCAGGGAAUGGACGCAGCUCAAGCCAAACAGCCUGCACUGUGACAUGCCGGAGGAAAGAUACAGGCACGAAAUCGCGCACGACGGGCAGAGAAUUUACAUCUUGGGAGGCGGGACCUCUUGGACGGCUUACUCCUUGGAUAAGAUUCACGCCUACAAUCUGGAAACCAACACCUGGGAAGAAAUCGCCACGAAGCCUCAUAAGAAGAAAGAUUAUCCUGCAGCUCGCAGAUGUCAUAGCUGUGUACAGAUAAAAAAUGAUGUCUUUGUCUGCGGCGGAUACAACGGAGAGGUGAUUUUAGGCGAUAUCUGGAAACUCAACCUGCAGACGUUCCAGUGGGUGAAGCUCCCCGCGGUGAUGCCCGAGCCUGUUUAUUUCCACUGUGCUGCUGUGACUCCGGCAGGCUGCAUGUACGUCCACGGAGGCGUGGUGGACAUCCACCGGAACAGACGGACUGGCUCUCUCUUCAAGAUGUGGCUCGUGGUGCCCAGCCUGCUCGAACUCUGUUGGGAGAAGCUGCUGGCUUUCUUCCCUCACCUGGCCAACCUCAGCCGAUCGCAGCUUUUGCACCUGGGACUGACGCAGGGACUCGUCGAACGCUUGAAAUGAAACUCCCGCCCCGUCGUUCUCACGUCCUCUUUUAUUUAUGGUCCCGCCGAGAACGCCACGGAGGAGCGGGCCGACACCAAAAAGAUCCCCGCUUCUCCAGCCUUACUCGCCAAGAAUCUUCGGAUGCCUUUUCCCCUCCCUCCGUUAUAUAUAUAUAUAUUUUCUAUUUUGAUUUGAGAAUUUAUUAAAACUCUGUGCUUUUU
This is a messenger RNA of Pseudonaja textilis, 1572 nucleotides long. NCBI's taxonomy places the organism in Eukaryota, Metazoa, Chordata, Lepidosauria, Squamata, Elapidae. The record is from RefSeq and is a predicted model, not a curated record.